AUGUUGAUAAGAGUAUUAAAUACUUGACAAAUCUCCCUUUAAGGUACAUUUCGAACAGAUAAAAAAAUGUGCGAUGAAAUGUUUUAAUCGAUUGACAGCCCUACAUUUUUCUUAAAAAAAACUUUUUGUAUCACGAUGUUGCCAAAGAUUUGUUGUUUUGAUAUAUUGAAGGUUAAUGUGACAAGAUAUUGUUCAGUAUGGUAAUUGACCCGAGCUGCAGGAACUAAUUUGUAGGAUUGGAGCUGCUUAUAAAUUAAGUAUUUGCAGCCUCUUGUAAAGUGGAAAGUAUUGUCACAUUGCAAGUUGUUUUUUUGGCAUGGAGUUUAUGUUUUAUGUUUUGUUGGAAGUAGAAUAUGUCAUAAACCUUUUAAUGGCUUUCAGUGAAAUUUGGUGGAAAGUUGUGCUUGUGGUGGAGAUUUCAGAUAUUAAAAUGAUCUACAUGUGAAAUGAAUAACGUCUGCUUAAAGUUAAGACUUUGCUUGCAUGACAUUUCUGCACAAAUCCAUCCAUCUCUCUUUCUCUGUGUCUUUUCUGCUGAUGCUGGACUCUGGUUCAGGUAUUUCUCACCCUGUUGAGACGCAGAGACGAAGGACGAGGAUCCCGUCGGUGCCUGGGAACCUGAGGGAUCCUGGACAGGCAGAGAGGAGACAGACAGAGGGAGGACAGGGAGAACCACCGGGGUGAUAAUGCUGUGAGGAGAGCUGCUCAGGGAAAGCUAAAUCAGGUCGUUUUUAUUCUCGUCUGAAUCCUGAAAGCGUCCUGUGCAGGAUCUGGUCUGGUCUGACGGGACUCUGCAGCACCAUGGGAGCCUCCAGUGACAAGGCGUCUCUCCUCUCAGGGCUGCUUGUGUUCAUGCUGUGUGUCGUCUCGUCUCUCUGCCAGGAGGAAUAUUCUGGAUACCACUCAGGUGAGGAACACACCCAUGAAGGCUCCGUGGUCGACCGCUACGACAGCUUAGCCUCUCCUCAACCAGAGUAUCCACCUGAGCCGACUCACAGCUACGACGAGGACCAGAGGCCAGAGGAGGAAGACUACGACCCCUACGGCUCUGAACCCACCGAGGUCACCAUGAUCACCGAGGACGCCUUCCCCUACGCCACCACCACCGAGUCCCACUACGCCAAGGAGGACACAGAGACCAUGCAGGUCCCGUACGAGUAUCCUCCAGAGGGACCAGACACCAGCUCCUCGGAGGAGUCUGGGGGCGACGCUGCUCUCGGCGAGGAGGGGCCGACAGAGUGCGACUGUGAACCCGGACAGCCGGGAUUCGCUGGCUUCGCCGGACCAAAGGGAUCCAGAGGUCUGCAGGGUAAAACUGGUGAACCAGGAACUCAAGGCAGAGAGGGUUAUAAAGGAACCAAAGGGGUUCGGGGGAGAGGAGGAGACGCCGGACCAGUGGGCAACGUCGGACCUGAAGGAGAUGACGGAGGUUCUGGUUUCUCUGGAGCCAUGGGAGAACCUGGACUUAUAGGAGACCUAGGCGAGCUCGGAGAGCUGGGACUGAAGGGUGACGUCGGUAUGGAGGGACCCCGCGGAGGAGUUGGAGGUCCUGGUGAGACUGGCCCUCAUGGUGACGAUGGACCUCCAGGACCAAAGGGAGGUAGCGGUAUCAAGGGGUCUCGUGGUGACGAAGGCAAAGAGGGUCCUGAGGGACGAGACGGACUGAAGGGUCAGAUUGGAGCUCCCGGGUUUCCAGGUGACGUCGGCGACAGCGGAUACACUGGUUAUACUGGACAGCCGGGAUCCAUCGGACCCAAUGGACCAAAGGGCACCGAAGGUCACGGCGGCCUGCCGGGCAGUGACGGUGACCCCGGAGAAGAUGGUCCUAUAGGAGUCCCGGGUGUGAUUGGAGAGCCUGGACUGUUUGGAUCCAAGGGCAGUAAGGGGGAUGGUGGUGUGAAAGGACCUCGAGGCAGAGUGGGCGCCGGGGGAGCUGAAGGAGAGCUAGGAGAUGCCGGCGUACCGGGGAAACCAGGACCAAAGGGCCUGCAGGGCAACACUGGGGCCAAAGGUGAGACGGGACCUGAUGGUGACCAGGGUGCAACAGGGAAGAAGGGCAUUAAAGGUGUGAAAGCACAAAAGGGCAGUGUGGGAGGCCACGGAGACAAAGGACAGCGUGGACCAAAAGGUGCAGUCGGUCGUAACGGCGUCCCCGGCCCCCUGGGACCGCCCGGCGUCCCGGGUACCAGAGGAGAGCGCGGUGGGAUCGGUGACCUCGGUGUUAAAGGUCAAGCAGGACCCAAAGGAGUUCCAGGUCCCUCUGGUCCUGGUCUGACUGAUGAGCAGGUCCUGCAGCUCUGCAGGGGCGUGGUCACGGCCCAGAUCUCCCAGUACGCCUCCUCCAUCCGGGCCAAGUGCUCCCAGGGCUGCCCCGUCAACAACCGGACCCUCAUCGGACCCCCGGGAGGACAAGGACUGUCUGGAUCAGCGGGCAAACCGGGAAAAGCAGGAAAAGCCGGAGCUAAAGGAGCCAGAGGUGCUCAGGGUGACCGAGGACUGGAGGGACAGGACGGAGCUCCGGGUGACAGAGGUUCAAAGGGACCUAAAGGACGUGCAGGUGAUUCAGGUAAAGGACUGGCAGGACCCGACGGACCACAAGGCCUCAGAGGUGUGCCAGGUCACCCAGCAGAACCCAAAAACGGCAUGGAGGGUCCCCGAGGUCCUCGUGGUUUCCCCGGUCCAGUUGGUCAGUCCGGCAUGCUCGGAGUUGCCGGCGUGCCAGGAAUUUGCGAGGCGAGGGACUGCAGCAUUCAUGCGCCGGUGUUGCGCAAAGAGCAAGGUCUGGUGAAAGGCCCGGUCAGUUCAAAAAUCUGAACAAAAGCGCAGAGCAUCAAGCACCGCCGUCAGAUUAUAAAAAGGUUUGAGAUUCAUCUGGUGGCAACUUCAAGGUUCGUCUCUUUGAAUUCCAGCUGCCAUUA
Molecule: messenger RNA, 2918 nt
Organism: Sebastes umbrosus (honeycomb rockfish)
Lineage: Eukaryota; Metazoa; Chordata; Actinopteri; Perciformes; Sebastidae
Exons: 26
Coding region: 802-2814 (670 amino acids)
Source: RefSeq, a predicted model, not a curated record